ACUAAUAUCAAGCGGAGCAAUUAUGUUUCCAAGGACAAGUGUCUCAUUCUCACUUGCUGAUCAUGGCAAUGGAUUUGGAAGCAAAGGCUCAGAACCGGGACAAUUGUUGCCCCACAUUUCACUAUGUCUCCGAGCAGCAUAAUAAUACAGGACUGCUUGCGCAUUUGUAACAGCACUUGCUCGUUAGAUAUAAAUGGGACAGCAUCUCCCAGAACUGGCAUCUUGUCAUAGAUCCCACUGUUGUUCAAUCCUUCCUGCACCUGAAGCCUGAUACCUUGGUAUUACAUCCUUCCAAACCCAACCUUCUCACUGGCGAAGACGCCUGCCCUGUCCUGUUCUUCCAUACCGUGGUAAAUUUACAAAACUCAAAAUGCUCAAACUCCCCAAACUCAUCUACGCCAACAAGUUCUGCCUCUCCCCUCUCCCACCGCCAGGAACAUUCACCAACCACACCGUUCUGGUCACAGGAGGCACAUCUGGUCUUGGUCUGGCAACCGCAGUGCACUUCCUCAACCUGGGCGCCGCCAAAGUGACCAUCACAGGCCGAACACUUGCCAAGGGCGAAGAGGCCAAGAAGUCCAUAGAGACACAAGUUCACGUGCAAGAUGCCGGUGAGGUUGAGGUGAGGGUUCUGGAUAUGAGCACGUUUGUUGGUAUUAAGGAGUUUGCAGAUAAGGUAAAGGAGGAGGUGAAGAGUGUGGAUUACGUCUUGUUGAACGCAGGACUUCUAGCGACGAGUUUCAGAACAGGGAAGGAGGGGUACGAGGAGAGUAUUGCAGUAAACUGUCUGGGUACUGCAUUGCUGGCCAUCUUGUUGUUACCCUGGGUGAAGGUUGCUGGAAGGGGGAAUGGACAUCUUGGUGUAGUAACGAGUGGCUUACAUAGAGGUAUCGAUAUCUCCCCCGGGAAAUGGCCGCAGAAAGACUUUUUCACGUACUUCAGCCGAGAAGAGAAUUGGCCCAAAGGAUCUCCGAACAUGUACUCAAUUAGUAAACUGCUAAUCCAAUACUGCGUGAACGAAAUUGCGAAGCUGGCCGUUGAUAAAGACGGAACAGUCCAAACGGUCGUCAACCCUAUGUGUCCUGGCAUGGUCAAGAGCUCGCUGGGACGGGAACAUAUCACCAGCGCCAUUAUGGGUGUGGCCGUUGACAUUUUCAUGGCGGGUGCAAUGAAAAGUACAGAAGGUGGUGCGAGGAGACUCGUUGUCCCUGCCUUAACGACGAAAGAGGAGAAUGGAAAAUAUAUUUCGGAUUCUCAGUCGCAUGAGGAGUAUCUCGUAGCGGUACAGAAGAACAUCCUUGGUCCUGAAGGACAGAAGAUGCAGAAACAAGUGUGGGAGGAAGCACUCGAAAUCUUGGAGCAAAAGGUGCCUGAAGUCAGGGAAAUUGUAAAAUCUGGAGCUGUGUAA
Messenger RNA from Cadophora gregata, 1408 nucleotides. RefSeq lists its product as uncharacterized. Bases 371 to 1408 code for a protein of 345 amino acids. The record is from RefSeq and is a predicted model, not a curated record. The transcript is spliced from 4 exons. Lineage: Eukaryota; Fungi; Ascomycota; Leotiomycetes; Helotiales; Ploettnerulaceae.